GGGUUCCACAGCUCCCCGUCGCGGCUCGCUAGCUCCCAGUGCUGCGGGUCUGCGCGUCCCUCCGUCGGGCCCGGGAAACCCGCUGUGCUAACGGCCCGGUCCGGGCGGGAGGGCGGGCGGACGCCGCGGCCCAGGCAGGGGCGCCGGCCUGGCGAGGCCUUCAGGUCGCUGUAACUGACUCAAGUCACUUUCGCCUUGGCCCCGUAAAAUGAAGAGCGCAGAACACGACGUAGGCCCCUGCGCAUCGGGGCAGCACUCCUUCCCCCGCAGGAAGCUCGCAGGCGUUGUGGCCGCCCGACCUGGGGAAGAGCCGGCUUCGGUAGUUCCCUCGGUUCUCACCCACUGCUCCAGACUCUUGCUGGGACGGCAAGAUGGUCCUUUCUCUGUAAUAGAGGCUUUGAGUACUCCACUGGGCACCUAGCUUGAAAUCCUGUUAUCAGAGUUCAUGCUAUUCUGUGAAGUGGAUGUGUAUGCUCCUAUUUUAAAAAAUGAGUUUAACUAGUGAUGUAUUAAGAGUUGAAACCUGGCUUUUGGCAACAUGGCAUGUUAAAGUGCCUCUAAUGUGGCUGGAAGCUUGUGUUAAUUGGAUCCAAGAAGAAAAUAAUAAUGUUAAUUUGAGCCAAACACAAAUAAACAAACAGGUUUUGGAGCAAUGGCUUCUUACUGACCUGAGAGACUUGGAAUAUCCUCUCUUACCUGAUAACAUUUUAGAAAUUCCAAAGGGAGAACUGAAUGGAUUUUAUGCUCUACAGAUCAAUUCUUUGGUUGAUGUAAGUCAGCCCGCGUAUUCCCAGUUACAAAAGCUGAGAGGAAAGAAUACAACCAAUGAUCUAGUUUCAGCUGAAACACAGAUUACUCCAAAACCGUGGGAAGCAAGGCCUUCCCGGAUGCUGAUGCUACAGCUCACGGAUGGUGUCACUCAAAUUCAAGGGAUGGAGUAUCAGUCUAUUCCAGCUCUCCAUGGUGGUCUUCCUCCAGGUACAAAAAUUUUGGUUCAUGGACGCAUUUCAUUCCGUCUUGGUGUUCUCUUGUUGAAACCAGAAAAUGUGAAGGUGUUAGGGGGUGAGGUAGAUGGUCUUUCAGAAGAAUAUGCUCAAGAGAAAGUACUUGCAAGAUUAAUUGGUGAACUUGAUCCUACAGUUUCAGUUGUACCAAGUAAUUCUGAUCACAGUUUGUCCAGAGUUUCAGGGGGGUUGGAUGCUGUUUCAGGACCUUCAGAUGAAGAACUCUUGGCAAGUCUCUAUGAAAGUGAAGAGCCUGCAGCAAGCAAUGAUACAUCACCCACGGAAGGAAGCUGUUUCAGCACAGGCAGCUCCUCAACUCCCACUCCCAUAAUUCAGUCUAGUUUUGAGCCCGGAUGUAAUAUUUCUUCAAAGCACAAGGAGAAGCCAAACCAGUCUGUGCAUUUCACUAGUGGAGAGUUUGACGACUUCUCGCUGGAAGAGGCCUUGCUUUUAGAGGAAACUGUCCAGAAAGAACAGAUGGAAACAAACGCAUUACAACCAUUAACUUUGAAGAAAAACACAGAUAAAUGUGUAGAGAUAUUUUCACAUAAACCUAAUACUCUGAACCAUACUCCUUUGAUUAAUAAACAAGAAAACAGCAAUUGCAAUGAAAAAAAAUUAUCUGAACAAAUAGUUUACAAAGACAAAUUUUUUAGCUGCCCAUCUGCAAGAGACCAUAAGAAACUCUUAGCCCAUGAUUUUACAGAUGACAGUAAGACUUUGGAAGUCAGUAAUACAACAGAGCAAAACAUUGACAGUUCAGAUGAACAUUGCUCCAGUAAUAAAAUGUUAAACAGAAAAUUAGGAACCUGUCUAUCAGGAAAGAGUUCAGAGGUUUCUAAUGAAAAUGGCUCCCCUUUACAGGCUCAGUCUUUAAGAUCAGUUGAGAAUAAUACUGAUCUCCCUAUUGACAUGGACUUACAUUCUCCACCCUUUAUCUAUUUGUCUGUUCUAAUGGCCAGGAAGCCAAAGGAAGUCACCACUGUGACAGUCAAAGCAUUUAUUGUCACUUUGACUGGGAAUCUCUCAAGCUCCGGUGGCUGCUGGUGUGUAACUGCAAAGGUUUCUGAUGGCACCGCCUAUCUAGAUGUGGACUUUAUAGAUGAAAUACUUACCAGUAUGAUAGGCUUUUCAGUACCAGAAAUGAAGCAAUUAAAAAAAGACCCUCUGAAAUAUCAAAACUUCCUAAAAGGGUUACAAAAAUGUCAGCGAGAUCUGAUAGAUUUGUGUUGCCUAAUGACUAUUUUAUUUGAUCCUUCUUCACAUAAAGCCUUGGUACUUGAAUUACAAGAUGUUGGUGUGGAGCACCUUGAGAACCUAAAGAAGCGGCUGCAUAAAUAAUUUGACAAAAUACUAUUGGAGUACACUUUAAAACAUGCAAAUAUUUGUAUUAUUUUUGAAACUCUAUAAAGGAAGGAAAGGCUUUUGAGCUUAAAAAUGGGUGAGAUGGCUGAGUGGUUAAACAGGCUUCUGCCAAGUCUGAGGACCUGAAUUUGAUCCCUUGGUCCCUUGUAGCUGAAGGAGAGAAACAACUCCCAAAAUCUGUUGUCUGUCCUUCACACAUGCAGCAUAGAGCUUGUGCACACAUAAAAACACAUAUACAUUAAAUGACAUUUAAAAAUAAAGAUAUCUAAUCAAAAUGAAUGUGAAGGGU
Microtus ochrogaster (prairie vole) is the source of this 2658-nucleotide messenger RNA. It is a transcript of the gene Rmi1, whose product is annotated as RecQ mediated genome instability 1. Gene Ontology annotation, biological process: resolution of meiotic recombination intermediates; double-strand break repair via homologous recombination. The record is from RefSeq and is a predicted model, not a curated record. NCBI's taxonomy places the organism in Eukaryota, Metazoa, Chordata, Mammalia, Rodentia, Cricetidae. Gene Ontology annotation, molecular function: nucleotide binding. Gene Ontology annotation, cellular component: nuclear body; RecQ family helicase-topoisomerase III complex.